GCCCAGGCGCCCACGCCGGGAUCUAAACCAAUGAUGCUAGGGUCACCGACAUCUCCGAAGCCAGGGGUUAAUGCCCAGUUCUUACCUGGAUUUUUAAUGGGGGAUUUGCCAGCUCCAGUAACUCCACAACCUCGAUCAAUCAGUGGCCCGUCGGUAGGAGUAAUGGAAAUGAGAUCACCUUUACUUGCAGGUGGAUCACCACCACAACCAGUUGUACCAGCUCAUAAAGAUAAAAGUGGAGCUCCACCAGUUAGAAGUAUAUAUGAUGAUAUUUCCAGCCCAGGACUUGGAUCAACACCUUUAACUUCAAGAAGACAGCCAAACAUUUCAGUGAUGCAGAGUCCUCUUGUUGGAGUUAUGACAACUACUCCUACUCCUGGAGCAGGGCAAAGUAUGUUUAGUCCAGCAAACAUUGGUCAGCCAGGAAAGACAACAUUAUCUCCUGCACAGCUGGAUCCUUUUUAUACUCUAGGAGAUUCUCUGACUUCUGAAGAUCACCUUGAUGACACUUGGGUGACUGUGUUCGGGUUUCCUCAAGCAUCUGCUUCCUAUAUAUUAUUACAAUUUGCACAAUAUGGGAAUAUCUUAAAACAUGUGAUGUCUAACACAGGAAAUUGGAUGCAUAUUCAUUAUCAAUCUAAACUGCAGGCCCGGAAAGCCUUAAGCAAAGAUGGGAGGAUUUUUGGAGAGUCCAUCAUGAUUGGUGUAAAACCAUGUAUAGAUAAAAGUGUUAUGGAAAACAAUGACAGAUGUGCUUUAUCAUCUCCAUCUCUAGCCUUUACACCACCAAUCAAAACCUUAGGUACACCAACCCAACCUGGAAGUACUCCUAGGAUUUCUACCAUGAGACCUCUUGCUACAGCAUACAAAGCUUCUACUAGUGACUAUCAGGUUAUUUCUGACAGACAAACACCAAAAAAAGAUGAAAGCCUUGUAUCCAAAGCAAUGAAGUACAUGUUCGGCUGGUAGUAUAGUAAGAACCGAGAACUCACCUACCGUGGAGGAGGCUGCUACACUAAAACAGAGUUAGCAGAGUACCGCCAACUUCCUGUGGUUAGUUAUAUA
Nyctereutes procyonoides (raccoon dog) is the source of this 1065-nucleotide messenger RNA. Its product is annotated as nucleoporin NUP35-like. Gene Ontology annotation, molecular function: phospholipid binding; single-stranded DNA binding; structural constituent of nuclear pore. The transcript has a single exon. Gene Ontology annotation, biological process: regulation of DNA-templated transcription; nuclear pore organization; NLS-bearing protein import into nucleus. The coding region runs from base 31 to 969 and encodes 312 amino acids. Gene Ontology annotation, cellular component: nuclear membrane; nuclear pore central transport channel; nuclear pore nuclear basket. Lineage: Eukaryota; Metazoa; Chordata; Mammalia; Carnivora; Canidae. The record is from RefSeq and is a predicted model, not a curated record.